UGGGAUUGCAUUACAUAUUGAUGGGCUUUCCCUUGGAUCUUAAAAACCCACUUAUUAGUUAACUCGGAAAGCAACAUUUAGUAAAAACGAAGUUUUUGCAAUUGUUUCAGUAUUUGCUCUCGUCUCUUGAAUGCGCUAGCGAAUGGUGCAAACCCUCUUUGAUUUCCCGACUGGUGACAGCUCUUCCUGAGAAGGAACCAGCCUCGUUUGUUUUCCUCCUCCCUACCCCAGCACAGUCAGGAGGAAUGGUAGCCAGUUAGCUUCUCAGACAGUAGUUGUUGGAUUAACUUGUUACCGCUGUUUGGCAUUCGGUUGUUCUGUCACAAUAAUGAAUUUACUGCCUUCAAAUCCGCACGGGAAUGGACUCCUCUAUGCUGGAUUUAACCAGGAUCAUGGAUGCUUUGCCUGCGGUAUGGAGAAUGGAUUUCGUGUGUACAACACGGAUCCUCUCAAAGAGAAGGAGAAACAAGAAUUCCUUGAGGGUGGGGUUGGCCACGUGGAGAUGCUGUUCAGGUGUAACUAUUUAGCACUAGUAGGAGGAGGCAAGAAACCAAAGUACCCAACCAACAAAGUGAUGAUCUGGGAUGACCUAAAGAAGAAGACUGUCAUUGAGAUUGAGUUCUCAACAGAAGUAAAAGCAGUGAAACUUCGACGUGACAGGAUUGUGGUGGUCCUUGACUCAAUGAUCAAAGUGUUCACCUUUACCCACAAUCCACAUCAGCUGCAUGUGUUUGAGACCUGCUACAAUCCCAAAGGUCUGUGUGUGCUGUGUCCGAACAGCAACAACUCUCUGUUGGCCUUCCCUGGGACACAUUCAGGCCACGUACAGAUUGUGGACCUUGCCAACACAGAGAAGCCUCCAGUUGACAUCCCUGCCCAUGAGGGGGCACUGUGCUGCAUAGCGCUCAACCUUCAGGGCACAAGAAUAGCUACUGCAUCAGAGAAAGGGACACUCAUCAGAAUUUUUGACACAUCUGCAGGUCAGCUCAUACAGGAGCUAAGACGAGGGUCACAGGCAGCUAACAUUUACUGCAUUAAUUUUAACCAGGACGCGUCCCUCAUCUGUGUGUCCAGUGACCAUGGCACAGUGCACAUAUUUGCUGCAGAGGACCCAAAAAGGAACAAACAGUCAAGCUUGGCCUCAGCCAGCUUCCUGCCUAAAUAUUUCAGCUCUAAGUGGAGCUUCUCCAAGUUCCAGGUCCCCUCAGGCUCUCCAUGUGUGUGUGCCUUUGGAACAGAGCCCAAUGCCGUCAUAGCUAUUUGUGCUGAUGGCAGCUACUACAAGUUUCUGUUCAACCAAAAAGGAGAGUGUUCCAGAGAUGUGUACGCCCAGUUCCUGGAGAUGACCGAUGAGAAAAUAUGACCUUUGACCUCUCUUCAGACUUCCUAUUAAACAACCUGUUUUGUUUUUCUUUACAGUCUUUUUUUAUUUUCAAGGCAGUUAGAGAAGUUUUUUGUUUCACUUCUCGCUAUCUUGACAGACUCUGUAAAAAGAGCAUUAAAUGAAGGGAGAACAAGGAAAAAAGAAAAAAGGAAUUUUUGGGGGUGGGAGGGGGCUUCUAUGGAAAGGUGGUUGGCUGGAGGUAUGAACAGUGACUCAGAUUUCAUCGACCUGCACUGAGGGACAUGAACGAUUUCCUCCUAAACAAAACACAAGGGGAAAACAAAAGACGAAGUUAUUUUUUGAAAGGACAACUUGCCGUUUUUUAAGACGUCUUCCGAGGAAUUUACAAAGGAUGGCUAUUUUUAAUCACACAGAUGAUUCUGAUAGUUAGAAUGAGAAUACAGAGAUUUUUGUCAACUAACACCACCUGACCUAACAAUAGGGAGUGCCUCUGAAACUGAGAGAAUCUAUAUGUGUGCACAUAUUGUUGUCAUAUAUAUAUAUAUAUAUAUAUAUAUAUAUAUAUAUAUAUAUAUAUAUAUAUAUAUAUAUAUAUAUAUAUAUACAUACAUACAUACAUACAAGUAUUUGUGUAUACUAGUGUACCAUACUAAGCGUUUAAAAAGCAGGAUCAGAAUGAAGAUGACUGUUUUUCUUCACUUUGGUCUUAAUUAUCUGCAGAAACAUCUAGAGCCCCAAACAGAACACCACCUUAGUAUUACUAGAUUUUCUUAUAGUCAUUGUAUAUACACAACCUGCCAGACUGAACUUCUACUUAUAAACUGUACAGAAUAGUAGCAAAAGAAAUCACUCGUCCUUGACAUUGUGCAAUACAUAAUUUCCUUAAUUAUUAUUUGUUUUGUUUUGCAGAUUUUUUUUAAAUAUAUUUUCCUGAUCAACACAGCUUAAAGAAUUUGGCAUAUUUGUAAAUAGUUAUGUACCUUCUUGCUGAGUGUUGAGUAAAGACUGAUAAAUGUCUGUACGGUAAAUGUGAAGCUACAGAACACAGCUGGUUAGCUUUAGCUUAGCAUAAGGUCUGGAUGAAGGCGUCAAAGUCUGCCAAUCAGUGCUUUUCCGGUUUUUUGUUGUUUUGUUUUUUUUAUACAAAAGGGUAAAAAUAACACAUUUUGUCACUGUGACUUACAACACUUUGGUUAGUAGUAAUAGUUUUGUUGCCAUAGGAACAUAUCGACAUGUCAGCUUUGAGUGAUUGUAGCAAACGACAUGACAUUUUUGACUAGCACUAAUUGUUCACAGAUGGAAAGAAGGAAAGUUAUUGGUUGUUAUUAAAAUAGGAGUUUCCCGGGCACUAAAGGUAAAAACAAAAGUUCCAGCAAAAUUGAUAGUUUCACAGUUGGUUUGGCCCACAUUUUGCACUUUGAUAACGAAUACAUUUAGUUCUUGUUACAAAACCAAACUCAAAAAGAGGAUCACAGAAGACUAGUUGACUGUAAUUUUUCCCGUUUAAACUUAUGCUAAUUUAAGGUAACUGGCUUCUAGUCUUAGCAUUCCAUUUACCUGAUAGAUAGGAAGUCUUGGCAUACAAGUAACUCAGCAUCAUCUCCACAUUUUGAUUAUUUAUUUAUUUAUUCAAUUUGUUCAGUUUGUGAAAGCAAAGUCAUUUUUCUUUUCUUUUUUUCAAACUGGGAGUUCAUUAAGAGUAAUACUCUUAAGUCUGUACGGUGAACAGAAAGCUUUGGCUAGCAGCAGUUUAGCUGAGUGAAGCAGAAACAGUGGAAAUAAUUAGCACAGCUUUGUUGAAAAGUAAAACAAGUCACUAACCAGCCCUUCUAAUAAACACCUUAUAGUUCAGUAAUUGAGGUCAUGCAACAACUUUAAGUGUUUAACUUUAAUAGAAAAAUUAUUUUUGCAUGUGUACAGUAUAAAAAAUAAAGCUAACUAGCUGCUAGCCUUAGUUUUCUGUUUACCUCUAGAAUAUUCAAAUCUUUUUGCAAAAUAUCCACGUUUACCAAAAUGCUGAAAUGUUAAAUGUGAAUGUUUCUGCCUCAACAGGGAGCUUAAUAGCCAAACAAAUAGAGAUUUCCUUAAUAAAUUACAAAAAAAGUUUGCUAGCAGCAGCUGAGAUCAACUGUAAAAACAUUUAAAAUUUGCUUUAAGAAUGCACUUGUAUUUAAUAUUCAGCCCAGUGUGAUUAAUCAGAAAUGUCCCUAAAGAUCACCACAUUGUUUUUGGUAAAAGUAACUUCACUGCUUCACUCUGAAGCUAAUUCAGCUAAUGCAAAGUGAAGUGCUUUGUUGUUUGUUGGGCCAUAAACGGGACAUCUCAGUGUGGAUCCAACUUGUAUAAGCGAUGCUGUUAAUGGGUGCUUUUUUGUCUCCAUUUGUCAACUGCUUGACAGCAUUUUGUUGAUUCAUUGCAAAAAUUACAUUACGUGUGUCACCCUUUGGGUCGCAUUGUACUUUUGUAGGUGCAACGCUGAAUUACACGGGACUUGGCGGGUACCGACUACAGGAGGGAUGCUGCACAAACUGAAAAGCCAACCUGCUUACACACUCAGAAUGAUUGUAAAACCUGCAUUUAAAUUUGUGAAUAAAAUUUUUAAAAUUUUACAGUUA
Messenger RNA from Oreochromis aureus, 3960 nucleotides. RefSeq names its product WD repeat domain 45B (gene wdr45b). Gene Ontology annotation, molecular function: protein binding; phosphatidylinositol-3-phosphate binding; phosphatidylinositol-3,5-bisphosphate binding. The record is from RefSeq and is a predicted model, not a curated record. The coding region runs from base 329 to 1363 and encodes 344 amino acids. Lineage: Eukaryota; Metazoa; Chordata; Actinopteri; Cichliformes; Cichlidae. Gene Ontology annotation, biological process: nucleophagy; autophagy of mitochondrion; protein lipidation. The transcript is spliced from 10 exons. Gene Ontology annotation, cellular component: extrinsic component of membrane; phagophore assembly site membrane; cytosol.